Molecule: messenger RNA, 3975 nt
Organism: Penaeus vannamei (Pacific white shrimp)
Lineage: Eukaryota; Metazoa; Arthropoda; Malacostraca; Decapoda; Penaeidae
Source: RefSeq, a predicted model, not a curated record
AUGCCCCCAAAUCCCAGGUUCGUCAACCCAAGCCGAAAAAUCUUGAGGCGCAAGUCCAACGGUUCUCUACCAGCUCCGCUGAGAAAAAGCCAGAACCUCCCCCUCAGCCAAAUGGCACUCAGACGCCACAGGCUAUGUCACUGGCACUUCCGCAAAAAAAAGCAUAGAGGUGCCCUAGUCAUGCUGCACAGAAUAAGACUAGGUUACCACUAUGGCGACGACGAUGUUCCCAUUGACGAGUUCGAGAUUGCUGUGAAGAAGGAUGUGGGCGAGAACCUUGUCUGGUUUACUGAGCAGUGUGAUGCCUCGAACAUCAGCAGCGGCACGAGCAGGAAGGGGAGCAUACAACGCCAUUCCUCCAGCGAGUCUGAAAUCUCGAGCCUUUGGGUUCACCGCGAGAAGCUGGUGGAGACGCUUGCAAAGUACGACACUUUUCGGGCGAGCCUCCUCACUCUCCUGGAGCAUCACGGACUCAACCAGAAUGCCGUGCGCGACGCCAUCACCACAUAUCCCAAUACUUUUACUCUCAGUGAUGAGAUUGCGGAAUUGAGACCCAAAAUCACCAUUUGUGAAGCUCAUAUUAGCCCUGACUUCUGCUAUGCCUGGGAAUCAUGUGACGACCUCCACAUCUGCCCUCGCUACGUGAUGGGGGAUUGUAAAGAAGACUCUUGUUCUUUGGGACACUGUUGGACAACUGACCAUAAUCGUAAAAUACUACAGAGUUUCAACAUGGACAGACUACCUUCAGAGAUUCUUUGUACACUGAUUCGAGGUACAUUCAGCGAACUGAAACCUGUGAAGUCACUUGAUGUCUGUCAGAGUUACAAUAAGGCCACAUGCAGACGCAGACAAUGUAGUUCCUUACACAUAUGCUUGAAUUUUGUAAUCCGGGGUGGUAACUGUGGGUUGCCAUCUUGUCAACUAAACCACUAUACCACAGAACCUUCUGUGUGUAAGCUCCUCGAAAGUCAUGGACUCCCUUCCAACAGGUGCUCCAAAGACAUCAUAGCAACGCUGCUUGCCCAAAACCAAACCCUAUCAAAUCAGUCUUACUCUCUGAGGCAUGUGAAAAGAUCAUCCACUGCUUCAAGCGUGAACACACCGUCUCCCAACCUACAUAAAGGAACGUCGAGCACUGUGUGGUCACAUUUCUACAAAGGAGACGUACCGGUGGCAGAAAUCUGCUACUCCUCUGUGGAAGGUAAGUGUCAGUCUGAGGCUCAAGGUUGCUCAAGACUGCAUGCAAAAGAACACUUUCAUUGGCAGGUGAGCGAAAGCAAAGAACAGUGGUUGAACCUACAGAACUCACAGGUAAUCAGUCUUGAAAGAGCAUAUUGUGAUCCAGUUCAGGAAAGUGUGACAAUUCCUCGUCUAGACACAGCCCUUGUAACGCCGACAAACCCCCUACUCUCCCUCUUGGGGCGAGACCUAUGGAGCGCUGACCUGAUAAAUCACAAUCUGAAGGACUCUUCAGGGGAAAAGAUUCUCAACCUAAGGAGACUCUGUACAGAGAACACUGAAAUGAACGUUCCUGCAAGCACAUUUCUGUGGUAUUAUUUCUAUGACGGCAAUUGGGUGGAAUACGGCCGUCUUAACCCAUCAGCUGAAGGCGAUCUUGUAUACGAUGUAAGCUCUGAAAGUAUUGAGGUAGUAUACAAUAGGCCUGGCUGUCAGAUAAUGUCUCUCAUGGAUAAUAACAAAAUUGACUUCCAAGCUAUGGUCCACAGAAAUGGCUUGUCACACAAAUGGAAGAUACGACGACGACCAAAAAGCCAUCUGGAGGAGGCCACGACAAGCAUUGACCAUAACCAGAUUUUGCCGUCCCACUGGGAGGCCAUGGACCCAGAGGAUCGUCUACGUAUUGUAGAUCUUCCGCCCUGGUGCACAGAGUAUGAACAAGUAUUGGAACUCCUUCACACUUCACUCCAUGAUGCAAAAGUCUUGAAGGUGGAAAGAGUUCAAAAUCCCUUCCUUUGGCGUGCAUUGCAAAAUAAGAUUGAAGAACUGUCUCUGUGGUACGGUGACAUUGAGAGGGUAGACGUUCGCACGCUGUUCCAUGGUACAGAUGUUGAUGUCAUAAAACACAUUUGUACAGAGAAUUUCGACUGGCGUCUUCAUGGCUCUCGCUUCGGUCAGAAGUACGGCCAUGGAGCUUACUUUGCAACUGAGGCGGCCAGAGCGUUGGAGUACUGUACUUACGAUCUCCUGAACCAGCGCUACCUUCUUGUGGCCCAAGUAGUUGUUGGAACCAUAGUGCAGGGCGAUUAUACUAUGCAUUGCCCUCCCCAAAACCCCGUGGCCGGCAUACCAUAUAAUUCCACUGUCGAUGAUGAGUUUGAGCCAACAAUUAUUGUGAAAUAUGACAAGCAAGAAUACUACCCACAGUAUAUUAUCACUCUUUCGUGUGUUGUCUCCUCAGAUACGCCCGAAAUCCCCAGGAUACACCCGAGUAUCCUGGCGGAAUCUCUGGCCAAAAAGCCCCACUUCCGAGCUUCUCUCCUGAGGUUGCUGGAGGACGAUGGAUUUGACAUCCCGCUUGUACGGCGCUGCGUCCAGACCUUCAGGCAGGUGUUUGCUGUCGAUGGCGAGGCUGUUGUGCUUAAGCCCAAACUGGCCCUUUGUCCUAUGAACAACCUUGACAGCAAAUGUAGAUAUGGUAAGAAAUGUAGGUCUUUACAUAUCUGUGCUGAGUACCUGAAAUAUGAGUGCGAUAAGGUGAGUUGCCCCUGCGGACACAGGUGGGACACGCAGCCGAACAACAUUCUCGUACGCAGACUUUUCCUCGACCGCCUUAGCAUCAGGGAACUACAGAAAUUGGUGGUUUCUCUCCAAGAUGACUAUGCUAGAAAGGGAACAAAAAGUGGUCUGCAUCGACUUCCCGCCGUCAGCAGUGAGAUCGAGGACAAUUCUGCACAGGAUGGCGAAGAAGACGAAGGCAUCGAAGAUCCUUCAGGCGACGAGACAGUGAGCCCUACAGUUUGGUCUCACUACAUAGAGGGUGAAGUUGAGAUUCCUGAAAUCUGCUAUGACUCAGUGGUGGGCAAGUGCGUCCGUGAGGAAGUAGGCUGCCCAAGACUCCAUGCAGCUCUGCCCUUUCACUGGCAGACAAGGGAGCCUGGCGGUGUCUGGUACAACCUACAGUCUGCCCAAGCCGAGUAUCUGGAACUUAACUAUUGCGACCCAUCUAAAGAAACUUGCAUAGUUCCCAAACUUGAUCCCACGGUCUAUAACGAGUCCGAGUGCGACUUACUGGCACUGAUGGGACUUGCUCAGUGGGAGGCCAAUUUUGAAAGCAUGACCUUAACAUUCCCGCCGGAUGAGGAGCUUCAGAUCAGAAGGCUGUGCGUCGAGCAUCUGAAAGAAGUGGAACAGACAGCAAACGUUAAUACGUGGUACUACGAAGCUCAGGAUUGGCUUCCAUACGGUUUAGACGAGGACAGUUCAUCCAACACCGUCACCUCUGCAGAAAUUGAACACGCAUUUCUCAACGACAAAUACUCUCGUUUCCACUUCACCACCGAGAAACACACGUACGCCCUCGACUUCGAUACCAUGACUCAGACCAACGACACAACAGGGUACUCGAGGAGGGUGCGACGCCGGCCGAAGCCCCACCUGCAGAGGGAGGACUUGUUGGGAUAGUUUGAUUUCAAUGCAAUUCAUAUAUGUGCAGAGCCACUCGCAUGUUUUAAUACUUUCACAGACAUGUAAACCGUUGUAACCGAGUUUGUUUAGAAUUACGAAUAUAUGACUGCAUGGUAAGUUGAUGAUGUCAAGGUAAGACGUAUACUCUCAUAUUAUUUUUAUAUAUUAUUUGUAGAAAUGACGUGUCCAACACUAUAGUUUAGGGAUUCCCUGACAUUUAUUGAAAUACGUUUGUUGUGUGAUUAUCUAUAUCCGUAUAUCCAUCCAACAUUACCAUUUCGCUUUCUCUUUCUCUCUCUCUCUCUCUCUCUCUCUCUCUCUCUCUCUCUC